AUGAAAAAGAUAUAUAUUGCCCUAUACAUCAACAAUUUUAUUGGUGUAUUCUCCAACAAGACGUUCAAUCAUGGACUAUUUGUAUGGAAACCCAAUCUGAACUAUAUUGGUGAGAUUCUGGAAUAUUUAGGAAUUGAAUUUCAGAAAAAUGCUUUUGGCUAUGAACUUCACCAAAACAAGUUUGUUAAAAGAUUGAUUGAAGCUUUCCCAACAGAAAUAAUGAAAGGUGCUGAUCUACCACGUACUCCAGAUAAUAUUUUCAAGAAUGAAAAAUAUAAAAUCAUUGAUGAUAACACAGGUAAACCUUUAAAGAACCAGAAGGAUAUACCAAUACCAGACGAAUACAUUUAUGAAGAUAGUAAUUCUCCCCGUUUGGACAAAGAACAUCAUGAUUUAUAUCGGAGUAUUGUGGGUAUGUUAUUGUGGCUAACAAAUAAUACCAUGCCAUCAAUUUCAUACGGAACUAAUGCUCUCGCAGCAAAAUGCCACGAACCCACAGAAAAUGAUUACAAACAUCUUAUGCAAAUGAUCAAGUAUUUGUACAAAAAUAACAAUGAAAGAUUAAUCAUGAGACGGAAUCAAACGAAAGACAUUAGUGAGGAUUCACAUGUGAUCUAUGCUUAUUCUGAUGCUUCAUUUGCGGCAGAUUUGGAUAGGCAUUCUGUUUCAGGUUUUGCCAUUUAUCUCAAUGGUAAUCUUGUAUCUUGGGGGACUAAGAAACAAAGGAGUAUAACAAAAAGCUCCAUGGCAUGUGAGUUAAUUGCAUUAGGGGAGACUGUUGAUAGAUCUAUGAUUAUCAGACAAAUUGUUCAAUCAAUUGGUUACAGUGCUCCCAAGAUCAUUAUAUUUGAGGAUAACCAGCCAGUAAUUAUGAAUUCCUAUAAUCGGAAAUCUUCUGCUAUCAGAAGACUGGUGGAUAUAUGUCUUAAAACAAUCAGACAACUUAUUCUCGAAUAUAAACUACUUUCUGUUGUGUACAUCAAUACCAAACUCAAUGUUGCUGACUUAUUAACUAAGGCAGUGAACAAUAACACCAUGAAAACACUUAAACCUUUAUUAUAUGACAAAGGGAACUUGGACGGCGUAAGAAAAUUGAUUAAGGAUAAUUUUACUUCGCAUAGACCGGUCGAGAUGGGUCAACACAGCUUGGUUUAUAAUAUUAUAACUCCAACCGAGGAAAUUAAGGAAUCCUAUUAUGUUGCACCUAAUAACGUUCAAAGUAAAGUGGAAUCUCGGAAUAAUAAGCAUCCGGAGAUUAGUGGUGGUAUUGCUCGUAUAAAGAGAUUGAGUAUGUCCUAA
Molecule: messenger RNA, 1299 nt
Organism: Candida dubliniensis CD36
Lineage: Eukaryota; Fungi; Ascomycota; Pichiomycetes; Serinales; Debaryomycetaceae
Product: Ty1/Copia family ribonuclease HI
Exons: 1
Coding region: 1-1299 (432 amino acids)
Source: RefSeq, a predicted model, not a curated record